Messenger RNA from Nicotiana tabacum (common tobacco), 3367 nucleotides. NCBI's taxonomy places the organism in Eukaryota, Viridiplantae, Streptophyta, Magnoliopsida, Solanales, Solanaceae. The record is from RefSeq and is a predicted model, not a curated record.
AGUCACUAUCAUUUACAGGGAAUUCUUUACACCAAAAAAGAAAAAGUACUAAACAGUUCAUUUUGAUUUUCUGAAUGGAGUUGCUAAAAUCCUCAACUGCUUCGACUUAGGAGCCAACAGUGGCCCUUUCUCACAUUGCUCGCUUAGUGAUUCAGAUCCCCAACCUCAAGGUUGAAGAUGGAGGGUAUUUUCAUCAGCCUAGUCCUUGUCCAAACUACUUCUCCUUGUACUCCAUACCUAGAGUGAAUAACCUAAGAGAUGAACAAGAAAGAGAGGUACUCGAUGAUUUACGUAGUACAACCUUCGAGAUCCAGAGAAAAGCAUACCAACAGUGCUUUUGCUCAAUCUUGUUUUAGACACCAACAGAUAGCCGUGAGUACUCAUUGGUUUUUGCAAUAGUUAAAUAAGGAGAAAAGAAAAAAGAAUUCUAUGAAGUUUAAUUAGUUUUCCCAAAUAUAAAAGAGAUAAUAUAGAACUUCAAAUAAUUGCUUGCAUAGCUCCAUCUACAAUGUUGGCCAAAACCUCUAGAAGUCUGGAUAACAUCCUAAGCUACAAUCUAGAUUCAAUUCUCAAUUGAUCUGUCGACGAUUUUAUGCCAAAAACCAAACUAGAAGAGGUUGGCAUUUUAAUUGGCUAGGAAUUGAUUUUUCCAGUAACAAAAAAAUCCCCGAGGGCUAGUGGUGCACGGUUCGACACUCGGAGGAUAAUAGGUCUGCCAUUCUACCCUUCUCCACUUAAUUGUGACCAAAUAUAAGAUUGGUCAAGUUAAAAUUGAACAAAUGAAAUAGGACUAUCAAGUAGAAAAAAAAAUUACACCUAAACUAUGAAUUAAAUAUUGGAUAAAAUUUCCUCCAGCGUUGUGUAGCCAGAGCAAACAAUCCACUAAGCAUUUCCCAACAACAUAUAAGGAGGCAAAUCAUCUACAUCCCUACCGAUGUGGGAACUCGACAAUUAGUUUUUUCUUAUGAAAGAUUUUCUGCUGCAAAUGAGCAUUUAGAAGUUAUUCUUUAUUUUUUCUAGGGAAAAGCAAAUGGCAAGUAGCAAUUUUUCACCGGGCAUCUAGAGCGUAGAUAAAAUAGCACGGGAGCCCAAACUCAGUAAAUCAAGAAUAAGGAUGGGUCUGGCCAUGGAUAGAAAAUGGACCUUGGGCCUAAAUCGACCGUAAAAGCUAGCUCAUAAUAUGAGAAUUGUUCAGCACCAUAAGGAGACAACAGUCUAUUCCCUCAACCAAUGUGGGAUAUUUAAAACUCCCCACACAUGGACAACAUAACAUUGGGGUCCAACAUUGAGUAAACAAGAAUACAUGUGUUUCCGCUAACACCAUCUUAAGAAAAUGAACCUUGAACCUAACUAUCCCUCUAAUACCAUGUUAAGAAAAUAGAAGUUGUGCCUAACUCAACCCCAAAACUUGGUUCAUGAGGUGAAAAUUGUCUGAAUUAUAUAAGGAUACAACAACAAAUCAUAAACCAAUGUGUGACUAUAAACGAAAGAUAACUUGGCAUUGUAAAUUGCUAUUUAAGGGAACAAAUGAAUACAAGCUGUUGACAUACAAGUUGUCUAGCACAUGUAUACACAUGUACUACAUCAUAGCUAGCACAUGUAUAUGAGUUGUAUAGUAGGUGUAAUACAAGUUGUGUAGCACAUGUAUACACAUGUACUACAUCAUAGCUAGCACAUGUAUAUGAGUUGUAUAGUAGGUGUAAUUAGGUGUAUGGCAACUAAUAGAUUAGGUGAAUUAGUAUUAUAAAUAGGCCUUGUAAUCUUCUCUUCUAGAUAUGAAAUAUAGAACUUCUUUGGUUUCUAACAUUGUAUCAGAGCAUUGAAGUUUUUUCAUCAGUUUGUUGUUGGGAAUUUUUUUUUCCCCGUUCGAAUUAUUUUUGUUCAGAACAGUCUUUCGCUGCUUUGAUUCUAUUUCACUAUUUCCGGCCAUUUUUUGCCCCGGCUGCUUCUUUACAAAUUUUUCUACUCACUAUUCCGACCAAAGUGAUGACUGAAACGAAACCUACCGUUGAUGUCAUUCCGGUUAUGUCCAAAAUUACGGAGAAUAAGUUCAUGGGUUCCAAUUACAUGGAUUGGAGUAAGACGAUCCGUCUCUAUUUGCGGAGCAUUAACAAAGAGAACCACUUGGUUGAUGAUCCACCCAAGGAUGAGACUAAAUCAGUGUGGUUAAAGGAGGAUGCAAAAUUGUUUCUCCAAAUCAAGAAUUCGAUGCACAGUGAGGUAAAUGAUCUAGUUUCUCAUUGUGAUUAUGUGAAGGAUCUAAUGGAUUAUUUAGAUUUUUUGUACUCUGGCAAAGGAAACUUGUCUCGCAUGUAUGAUGUGUGCCAGGCAUUUUACCAUCCAUCCAUGCAAGAUCGCUCUCUCACCACUUACUUCUCAGAGUUUAAGAAGGUGUAUGAUGAGCUUAAUGUUAUAUUGCCGUUUAGUCCAGAUGUGAAGGUACAACAGGCUCAGCGUGAACAACUGGCGGUCAUGAGUUUCCUUUCUGGUCUUUCUCCCGAAUUUGAAGGGGCCAAAUCGCAGAUUUUAUCUGGGACUGCUAUCUCUUCCUUGAAAGAGGCCUUUACAAGAGUGUUGCGUACUGAAAAGUCUCAUCCAGGUCCGACAACCACGAUCGAUAGUGGUGCUCUGCUUAGCCGCGUCCAAAAGAAUAAGAGUCAUAGUAAUCGCAAUCGGAGUAGCGAUAGUCGAGACCUAAAGCAAGGGGAAGUUGAAUGUUUUUAUUGUCAUGAGCUCGGUCAUACCAUACGUUAUUGUGUGAAGCUUCAGAAUAAGAACAAAAGAUCUCAGUAUGCCAACAUCGCCACUUCCGAGACUAUUUCACCAUCUCAGUCAUCAUCUCCUCCUAUCAAUACUAUCCCCGAGUCAGGUAAAACCACUAAGUGUCUCCUCUCUUCGUCAUCCAAAUGGGUCAUUGAUUCUGGUGCCACAGAUCAUAUGACAGGAUCUUACGACGAAGCAGAUUAUUGGUAAAGGUUCUGAGUCUGGGGGUCUCUAUGUUCUUGAAUCACAGGUGCCGAAAUCCAUUUCUUGUUCAACUGUGUUGUCUCCCUUUGAUGUACACUGUCGAUUGGGUCAUCCAUCCUUGUCUAGUUUGAAGAAGUUAUAUCCUCAGUUUCAGAGUAUUUCCUCUUUAGAUUGUGAGUCAUGUCAGUUUGCUAAACACCAUCGCCUUCCUAAAGUUUCUAGAGUCAAUAAACGGGUCGACUUACCUUUUGAGUUAGUUCACACCGAUGUUUGGGGUCCAUGUCCUAUUAUCUCUAAAACUGGUUUUAGAUAUUUUGUUACCUUUGUGGAUGAUCAUUCUCGUGUUACUUGGUUAUAUUUAAUGAAAAAUCGUUCGGAGUUGUUUUCAAUUUUUUGUGCU